UAGCAAAGAUUUUUGAAAAGUUUACUUUUGAGCAGUUGUAUGAGUAUCUGAACAACAACAAUUUAAUAUCUGCGUCUCAAUCUGGAUUUCGAUCAUUGCACAGUACACUAACUGCCCUAAUAGAAGCCACGGAUAAUUGGUCAAUAAAUAUAGAUAAAGGCCUUCUUAACGGAGUAAUUUUUAUCGAUCUUAAAAAAGCAUUUGAUACUAUUGAUCACACCAUUCUUUUACGGAAGUUACGAAUUUUUGGCGUUGAUGAAAAUAGUAUCAAAUUCUUCGAAUCAUACCUAAGCAACCGCAAUCAAAGAUGUUGCGUCAAUG
This is a messenger RNA of Paramuricea clavata, 321 nucleotides long. Lineage: Eukaryota; Metazoa; Cnidaria; Anthozoa; Malacalcyonacea; Plexauridae. The record is from the annotation of a GenBank genome assembly.